Molecule: messenger RNA, 1884 nt
Organism: Trichoderma citrinoviride
Lineage: Eukaryota; Fungi; Ascomycota; Sordariomycetes; Hypocreales; Hypocreaceae
Product: serine/threonine protein kinase, AGC family
Exons: 4
Coding region: 1-1884 (627 amino acids)
Biological process (GO): protein phosphorylation
Cellular component (GO): nucleus; plasma membrane; cytoplasm
Molecular function (GO): protein serine/threonine kinase activity; ATP binding
Source: RefSeq, a predicted model, not a curated record
AUGCCGUCCAAGGCCGCCAACAGUUCCGCAGGGGGCCAGGUUAGCAAUCGCCUGCGCAACUUCUUCCGCAUGAACAGCAGCGCGAGUAGCAUCGCCGAAAAGGAAAGAGGCAGCAACUCCCUCAGCCUGAACAACGUGCCCACGGGCAGCGGCAGCGGCAGUGACUCGCAUUCUUCCAAGACGUCUCGACACACCAAGCUGUUCAACAGCACCGUCGGCCGCCUGAGGUCACAUACCGUCGCCAGCGAGAGCAACAAGCUGGAGGAGGCAAUGAGCCCGACGGCCCUGGCCAACCCCUACUUUGCCCACCAGGGCCAGCCCGGCCUGCGCCAUCACAACGAAGGCUCUGUGCCCCCGAGUCCUCCCGACACGCCGACCCUCAAGGUAUCAGGCCCGGACGGCACCGAGGCCGAGCAGGCCACGAGCGAGACCAAGGAAGAGCUGGCCCGCAGGUUACGGAGGGUUGCUAGUGCGCCCAACGCCCAGGGGCUUUUUGCGAGCGCGGGCAACAAAGGCGAGCGCCCCGGCACCGCUGAACUCGGCAAAGACCCCUUGAUCCAGAACGCCAAGUCAGGGUCGCUGGGUCUUGUCGACGGCAAGGCCGACGCCGCGCAGCUGCUGCACACCGAAGACACUCUGGGCGCUCUGCCUCCGCCGCAGACUCCAUUGGCCUUCCGCAGGACGUACAGUUCCAACUCGAUCAAGGUUCGGGACGUCGAGGUGGGCCCGUCCAGCUUCGACAAGAUCAAGCUCAUCGGCAAGGGUGAUGUGGGCAAAGUCUACCUGGUGAGGGAGAAGAAGAGCAACAGGCUCUAUGCCAUGAAAGUCUUGAGCAAGAAGGAGAUGAUUAAGCGAAACAAGAUCAAGCGCGCGCUCGCCGAGCAGGAAAUCCUCGCGACGAGCAACCAUCCGUUCAUCGUCACCCUCUACCACUCGUUCCAGUCCGAAGACCAUCUUUACCUGUGCAUGGAGUACUGCAGUGGAGGCGAGUUCUUCCGAGCGCUCCAGACUCGGCCCGGCAAGUGCAUACCUGAGGAUGACGCCCGGUUCUACGCCGCCGAGGUCACGGCUGCGUUGGAAUACCUCCAUCUCAUGGGGUUCAUCUAUCGAGAUUUAAAGCCGGAGAAUAUCCUGCUUCACCAGUCCGGCCACAUCAUGUUGUCCGACUUUGAUUUGUCAAAGCAGUCUGGCCCCGGCGGCAAGCCCACGAUGAUUGUCGGCAAGAACGGAGCCAGGACGGACUCUCUGCCGACCAUUGACACGCGAUCAUGUAUUGCUGACUUCAGGACGAACUCGUUUGUCGGCACCGAAGAAUACAUUGCUCCCGAGGUCAUCAAGGGCAGCGGCCACACGAGCGCGGUGGACUGGUGGACGCUGGGCAUUCUCAUCUACGAGAUGCUCUACGGAACGACGCCGUUCAAGGGCAAGAACCGAAACGCUACCUUUGCCAACAUCCUGCGCGAGGACAUUCCCUUUCCCGACCACACCGGAGCGCCGCAGAUUUCCAACCUCUGCAAAUCACUCAUCAGGAAGCUGUUGAUCAAGGACGAGAACCGGAGGUUAGGUGCCCGGGCUGGCGCCUCCGACAUCAAAGCCCACCCCUUCUUCCGCACCACCCAGUGGGCGCUGAUUCGCCAUAUGAAGCCGCCGAUUAUCCCCAACCAGGGCCGUGGCAUUGACACCAUCAAUUUCAGAAACGUCAAGGAGAGCGAGAGCGUCGACAUUAGCGGGGCCAAGGCCGUUGGUGUCCCCCUGGAUAGCGGGCUGGCGACUCCCGGCACCGAGGCUACCGAUCCGUUCCUCGAGUUCAACAGCGUCACGCUUCAUCACGAUGACGAUGUGCAGUUUCACGACAUAAAUUACGCGUCGUCACCUUCAUCUUGA